AUGAUCGGGCCAAUAGAUCUUCCUCAACCACCACUCCCCAGGCGGGCUCGCAUCGCCGUCACGCUAGGCGAUCCCUCCGGCAUCGGCCCCGAAAUCACCGCCAAGCUCCUCAGCAACCCAGCGAACCGCGAGAGGGCAGAUAUAUUUCUUCUGGCUGAUAAUUCAGAGCUGCGGUCUGCAAUAGAAGAUGCUGGAGGCGUGCAUGUUUCCAUAUCUCCCGACUCACCCGGGCCACAUGGAAUCCAGGUCCUUGACGACAAUAGCGCGACACAGUACCCCUCGACACGGGGCGAAGUAUCAAAGGCCAGUGGUGGACGCGCUAUCCACCAGCUGAAGAGAGCAUUAGGGCUCGUUCAGGCGGGAAAAAUCGACGCCAUCGUCUUUGCGCCGCUGAAUAAGAGCUCGUUGAAGCUCGCGGGGAUGACAGAGGAAGACGAGCUGCGCUGGUUUGCGAACCAGCUUGAUUUCACGGGCGUCACAAGCGAGAUCAAUAUUGCUGGUCCACUGUGGACUGCGAGGGUUACGAGCCAUAUUGGUGUUGAGGAAGUGGCUAGGCGCAUCACAAAGGAGUCUACACUAAAGGCUAUUGAGUUACUGCAUAGGCUACGAUGGGAAUCUGGUAUCGAAUCCCCGCGGCUCGGCGUCUGCGCCCUGAACCCGCACAACGGCGAAAACGGCGCCUUCGGCCGACAAGAAAUCGAGCACAUCCGGCCCGCGGUCUCUGCGGCAGUCGAAAAGGGUAUAGACGUACAGGGUCCCUUCCCCUGCGACACGAUCUUCUUGAAAAGGCAGCACUUUGACGGUAUCGUCACCAUGUAUCACGACCAGGGCCAGAUCGCGAUGAAACUGCUUUCGUUUGAUGGUGGUGUGACGGUGCAGGGCGGAUUACCAAUUCCUGUUGCGACGCCGGCGCAUGGGACGGCAUUUGAUAUUGCGGGGAAGAAUCUGGCCGGUGUUACGAGUGUGCAGAAUGCGUUUGAUGUUGCGGUUACUAUGGCGGAAAGAAGGAUUAGGAAGGAGGCUGGUUUGGUGCCUGAGAGUGUAUCUGUGCCUGUUAAGAAUGGGGCUUGUGUGGCGAGGGUAGAGGUCCUCAAUACGUCGUGUUGCUGA
Messenger RNA from Aspergillus calidoustus, 1110 nucleotides. NCBI's taxonomy places the organism in Eukaryota, Fungi, Ascomycota, Eurotiomycetes, Eurotiales, Aspergillaceae. The record is from the annotation of a GenBank genome assembly.